GCAUCCAACGUUUGUUUCACUUCUUGUCAUUAUAAAAGUGAAAAAAUGUAUAUUUAUUAGUGAAAGAAAAAGAUGUUGGAUGUACACAUGUCUGACCGAACGAUCCAAACGAUCAUACGAGCAGCAGAAUCAAAUUCGAGAUGCCAAUUACCGUCUUGCCCUAAACUGUGACCACCAGGACAGGGAGCGCGGGUUCUUCUAACAACCGAACCAGACAUUUUAUGGUUUUUGAUUUUGAUGCUCUUUCCCGCCCCUCUCUCUCUCCCUCGUUUCUCCAGAGUCCAGACCUCCAUUCCCGAUGUCGAAGGACCAGAACCAGCAGAAUCAGAACCCGUUGCAGAUAAUCUUCAAAGCGUCAGAGACCUGCGCACAGUACAUUCAGAAACAACUCUCGCAUUUCAUACCAAACUUACACAUCUCAUUUCCUUUACAACCACAGCGCCCCUCUCCAAGUAGUCAGCUUACACUUCUCCAAACCAAAGAGGAGUUUCCCAAGUCUGCUAAGCCUUUGACUAAGGAAGAGCUUGGAAGGUCCACUUGGACUCUGCUACACACAAUUGCAGCGCAGUUUCCUGAUCAUCCGACUAGGCAACAAAGAAGAGAUGUAAAAGAACUGAUGGGUAUAUUAUCUCGCAUUUAUCCAUGUCAGGAAUGCGCGGAUCACUUCAAAGAAGUACUAAGAGCAAAUCCAGUAGAGGCAGGAUCACAUUCUGAAUUUGCCCAGUGGCUUUGUCAUGUGCACAACGUUGUAAACAGAAGCCUGGGAAAACCUAUAUUCCCAUGCCAGCGAGUAGAUGCAAGAUGGGGUAAACUGGACUGCAAAGACCGUGCAUGUGAUCUUCAAGGCAUUACACUAGACUUUGACAAGUGGACGGACAAGUAAAACAGUUAUAUGGAUUGUAUGUAAGUCAUUUGGUGACACUAUUAUUAGGAGAGGAAAUCAUAUUUGGUAUAGUUCUUAUCCUUGUUACCAUCCCUAAUUAAUGAGGAGUUCUAAGAA
Molecule: messenger RNA, 1000 nt
Organism: Macadamia integrifolia
Lineage: Eukaryota; Viridiplantae; Streptophyta; Magnoliopsida; Proteales; Proteaceae
Product: FAD-linked sulfhydryl oxidase ERV1
Exons: 6
Coding region: 299-883 (194 amino acids)
Cellular component (GO): mitochondrion
Molecular function (GO): flavin adenine dinucleotide binding; flavin-dependent sulfhydryl oxidase activity
Source: RefSeq, a predicted model, not a curated record